ACAUCCACGCCCUCUUUAUUGUCCUAUUUGUUUUCUAAAUCAUCUCAUAUCUAUUCUUCAUGAUUUAGAGUUAAAUAAUUACAUUAAAGUAUAAGUUUCAUGUAUAGUAGAAGUAGGUUAUGAUAGACUAAUUAAUUCUUGAUCUUAAUAAUUAUCACAUAAAAAUGACAUUAUAUCACUUUGGUAAUUGUUUAGCACUAGUCUAUGUGCCAUACUACUUAGCAUAUAAAUAUUCUGGACUGUCAGAAUAUGGGGCGUUUUGGAAAUGCAUUCAAGCUGGUGGUAUUUAUAUAUUUACUCAACUUGUAAAAAUGUUAGCACUUGCUACAUUUUUUCCUACUGCCGACAAUGUUAGUCAAGAAGGUUUCGAUCUUUUUGGAGAAUUUUUAAAAUACUCAAUAGACUUGGCAGAUCUUGUAGGAAUAUUGAUAGUCUUAAAAGGAAUACCUGGUAAAGGACAUGCUAAAGUUUUAACAGCAGGAAUUGGUUGGGCUGGAGCAGAAGUACUUUUAACAAGAUUUUUACUACUCUGGGUAGGAGCUCGGGGAGCUGAAUUUGACUGGAAAUACAUACAAAAGAGUUUAGAAUCAAAUAUAUCUCUUAUACAACAUAUAUCAACGGCAACGCUGGUCUGGUUAUGGUCCCGACAUGAUUUAAAGAAGAGUUUAGUACCAUUAGUUAUUAGUAUGCUAUUGUUGACUGUCUACAGACCAUUGAUAUUAGAUUUAUUAACGUCAUUAUUACUUGCUGGGCCUUGGUCGUCCCUACUCAUCAAAGCUGUAACGACUCUUUUCAUGGGUGCGGUUACACUUCAUAUUUAUGCUGGAUUUGCUCAUUCCAUUGGAAUUUUUUAAACAUACCAAAUCAACCACCUUCGAUUAAUAUUAAUUAAUUACUGUCAAAUUAUUCACUAAUCUUUCAUUUUUGUAAUUAAACCCAUUCCAUUAAAGAUAA
Microplitis mediator is the source of this 954-nucleotide messenger RNA. Its product is annotated as BOS complex subunit TMEM147. The transcript is spliced from 3 exons. NCBI's taxonomy places the organism in Eukaryota, Metazoa, Arthropoda, Insecta, Hymenoptera, Braconidae. Bases 165 to 854 code for a protein of 229 amino acids. The record is from RefSeq and is a predicted model, not a curated record.